AAAUACGCGAAGCUUAAAUUUAUUCAUUUUAAGACGGAGACCGUAGUAAUUAUAAAUCGCCUUGUCGCUGCCACUGCGCGCGUACGCAACGCAACUGCCCUUCUCGUUCUAUCAUCUUCUUCCUCGGGAUUGCUCCCCCACCUCGAUCCAUCGUCUGCGCCGCAACUCCACCUCUGCUCCCCCUGUCUAAGCUCAAAAUGCCACCUCCUCCAUCUUCCCUUGUCGUCCUCCACUACUUAUACCGGCGGCCCCUCCACCUCCCGCCCUAGCCUCUCUGCCUCGGCUACUACUUCAUCAUGCAGCAUUCACCUGCCAUGGAGACGAGGGACCUCCGCGCCAAGGACCACGCGUGCUCCGCCGCCGAGACGUCGUCGUCCUCGGUCGCCGCGGCAUCCAGGAUCAUCGUGCAGUGGGCGGCGCGCCACCGCCAGCAGCUGCCGCUGCCGUGCGACCGGAUGGUGGUGGACCGCCGCGACCGCGACUCCGAGCUGCUCGCGCUCGCCCGCCUCCACGCCGUCUCCAUGCUCGACGCCUCCUUCCUCCGCGCGCACGACGCCGGCGCCCGCCGCGCGGCGCGGUCGCCCGAGCGCGCGCUCGUGCGGAGGAUCGCGCGGGAGUGGACGGCGUCGUCCACGCGCGCCGCCCAGGGGGAUCGGCGCGGCGAGGAGCUGCUCGGCGAGACGGAGCGGGAGCGGGUGCGCGCCGUGCGGGAGCGCGUCCGCAUGGCCAGCCAGGGGGCCGCGCACACGCCCAGGCUGCGUGGCCGCAGCCGGCAGGACGUGGUGGCGCGCAUGGCCAUGGAGCGGCAGCGCGAGCUGCAGGGCCUCUCCGACCACCGCGCCGUCUCCACCUUCGCUCACCGCGGACGCAUUCAGUCUUUUCUACGAGGUAGAUUCUUCCAUAUUGGAAGGUCUGUGCAUGAUGAGAGACCACUUUCUAUGGCUGCCAGAGAAUUAGGACAGCUUAGACAGAGUCAUCCAGUCUCUAGAUUGAGGGAAGAAGUUCGCUCAAGAACAGAUGUUGCCACAAAUGGCCGGGCAACAAACCAUAAUGGACCCAUAGAUACUCGAAGCAGUUCCGUCAGUGAUCAACAAGGCACUAUUGCAGAUUUGGUUUUACGCGGUAAUGAUCAUCACCAAGAGAAUGCUACCCACAAUGAAUUCCAGACACUUCAAUCAAUUGAAGAUGAAUCCAUAGAUAUCCAAAGCAGUAUACCGACUAGUAGUUAUGUUGGGCAAAAUGACUUUGAUGAAGAACAGCUUCACCGGUAUGAAGAAUAUUCAGAUUCAGGGUCCUCAGAAGAGGCUAGUGAGCAAUCUGAUUCUUCCUCUUCUAGUCCAUCUGACAACAGCGCUCAACAAGAAGCUGAAACUUACGAGCAACAGACUGAUCUGCAAUGGUCAAGGGAGACAUCUAGCAAUGAGGAUGCAGAAGACAGUACCUUCCUACACAGAGAUGCCGAAUGGCAUGCUAUGAAUUCUCAAGAAUCUGAACCACAAUGGGGGUCAAAUCGAAGUUUUUCUUCCAACCGAAAUAUUAACAGGUUCAGUCCACCAGAUGAUGAUGUGUAUGGAGUGGAGCUCAGAGAACUCCUAAGCAGGCGUAGCGUCUCUAAUCUUCUUAGCAGUGGCUUUCGAGAAAGUCUGGACCAGCUGAUACAAUCUUAUGUUCGAAGACAAGAACUUGAUGAUCCUCUUGAUUGGGAUUAUGAAAGGCAGGAAACGACCACUGGUUUACUCAGCGGUCAUCGUGCUGAAGGCAGCAUUGAUGAAGCAGCACAUCGGCAGGAUGUUUCUGACGCCACAAACCAGCCUUCUAUUCCACCACAGCAACGACAUUGGCAGAUCGAAUUGCCUCACCAUAACUGGAGUCGACAAGCCAUGCGUCACUCUGAAUUUGACUUGGAUGCCAUCCAUGUUCUGCGAGAUGACCUGACUGCACUGCAGCGAGGGAUGACCAGCAUGCAGCAGAUGCUAGAAGCAUGCAUGGAAAUGCAGAUGGAGUUGCAGCGCUCCAUCAAACAGGAAGUUUCUGCUGCUCUGAACCGCUCACUAGCCGUUCCUGCAGAUGAAGGGAUGUUGGAGGAUGGAUCAGAGUGGAAGCAAGCAAGGAAAGGAACAUGCUGCAUCUGCUGUGACAGGCAAAUCGACUCACUACUUUACAGGUGUGGGCAUAUGUGCACCUGCUCAAAGUGCGCGAGCGAGCUGCUUCGCGGGGUCGGCAAGUGCCCACUGUGCCGUGCGCCCAUCGUCGAGGUAGUUCGAGCUUACUGCAUAAUGUGACAGUCAGUUACUGCAGGCCUAAUGUAGAAGAAGAUGAGUAGCUUGUCGGACUGAAGACUUUCAGUUUUGGAUGCCGGAGUUGUACCUCACAUUAGGGGUUUAAUUUGGAUGCUAGUA
This is a messenger RNA of Oryza brachyantha (malo sina), 2399 nucleotides long. RefSeq lists its product as uncharacterized. The transcript is spliced from 7 exons. The record is from RefSeq and is a predicted model, not a curated record. Bases 297 to 2282 code for a protein of 661 amino acids. NCBI's taxonomy places the organism in Eukaryota, Viridiplantae, Streptophyta, Magnoliopsida, Poales, Poaceae.